Pan troglodytes (chimpanzee) is the source of this 3301-nucleotide messenger RNA. RefSeq names its product CDC42 effector protein 4 (gene CDC42EP4). The record is from RefSeq and is a predicted model, not a curated record. The transcript has 2 exons. Gene Ontology annotation, cellular component: plasma membrane; cytoplasm; cytoskeleton. Gene Ontology annotation, molecular function: small GTPase binding. Gene Ontology annotation, biological process: positive regulation of actin filament polymerization; positive regulation of pseudopodium assembly; Rho protein signal transduction. Lineage: Eukaryota; Metazoa; Chordata; Mammalia; Primates; Hominidae. The coding region runs from base 439 to 1509 and encodes 356 amino acids.
GCCCCGCCCGCUCCCUCGGAAGCCCGGGAGGCCGAGGCGCCUCCUGGCGGGGUGCGGGGGGAGGGCAGUAGAGCCACCCGCCCCCUUGGAGCCGGGGAGACGGCCGCUCCUGGGCUGGUGCGCCCCGAGCUCAGCGCGCUCAGCGGGAUCGCAGGCGGGAGCGGUCGGUUAAUGAUUUAAUCGCCCGCUUGGGGCGGGUGCGCGCGGAUCGGCCGUCCCUGGCCCCGCCCCCUCUCCGGAGCGCCCCCAGCCGGGGUUACAAAACUGCCCCCUGCCCCCGGCGCGUUCCCCAGGAGCCAUCCUGCCCGCGGGGAUCCCGUCAGCCGCCUUAUGAUCUCCUCAUUGCGUCCCCCUCUGCCCACUGGACUUGGACUUCGGAUCUGACCCCAGACCUGCCGGCUACCUCGGGAGGGCCCACCUCCCCGCCCAUCCAGCAAGAUGCCAAUCCUCAAGCAACUGGUGUCCAGCUCGGUGCACUCCAAGCGCCGUUCCCGAGCGGACCUCACGGCCGAGAUGAUCAGCGCCCCGCUGGGCGACUUCCGCCACACCAUGCACGUUGGCCGGGCCGGAGACGCCUUUGGGGACACCUCCUUCCUCAAUAGCAAGGCUGGCGAGCCCGACGGCGAGUCCUUGGACGAACAGGCCUCCUCUUCAUCUUCCAAACGCAGUCUCCUGUCCAGGAAGUUCCGGGGCAGCAAGCGGUCACAGUCGGUGACCAGGGGCGAGCGGGAGCAGCGUGACAUGCUGGGCUCCCUGCGGGACUCGGCCCUGUUUGUCAAGAAUGCCAUGUCCCUGCCCCAGCUCAAUGAGAAGGAGGCCGCGGAGAAGGGCACCAGUAAGCUGCCCAAGAGCCUGUCAUCCAGCCCCGUGAAGAAGGCCAAUGACGGGGAGGGCGGCGAUGAGGAGGCGGGCACGGAGAAGGCAGUGCCCCGUCGGAAUGGGGCCGCGGGUCCCCAUUCCCCUGACCCCCUCCUCGAUGAGCAGGCCUUUGGGGAUCUGACAGAUCUGCCUGUCAUGCCCAAGGCCACGUACGGGCUGAAGCAUGCGGAGUCCAUCAUGUCCUUCCACAUCGACCUGGGGCCCUCCAUGCUGGGUGACGUCCUCAGCAUCAUGGACAAGGAGGAGUGGGACCCCGAGGAGGGGGAGGGUGGUUACCAUGGCGAUGAGGGCGCCGCUGGCACCAUCACCCAGGCUCCCCCGUACGCCGUGGCGGCCCCUCCCCUGGCAAGGCAGGAAGGCAAGGCUGGCCCAGACUUGCCCUCCCUCCCCUCCCAUGCUCUGGAGGAUGAGGGGUGGGCAGCAGCGGCCCCCAGCCCCGGCUCAGCCCGCAGCAUGGGCAGCCACACCACACGGGACAGCAGCUCCCUCUCCAGCUGCACCUCGGGCAUCCUGGAGGAGCGCAGCCCUGCCUUCCGGGGGCCGGACAGGGCCCAAGCUGCUGUCUCAAGACAGCCGGACAAGGAGUUCUCCUUCAUGGAUGAGGAGGAGGAGGAUGAAAUCCGUGUGUGAGGCGGACAGUGGGUGGCCACCGGGAGCUCUUGGCUGCAUCUUCUCCCUGCCCCCACCCCACUAUGACCUUUGACCCUACGGCGCAGGGGCAGCCAGGACCCUUGAUUCAGACCGUGGACCCUGGACCUUGUAGAUGAGGGACACUGGCCUGGCCCUCGGGUCUUCGGAGGACGUAGGGGGCUGGCAUGGGUGCCGACUGGCUGCCUGACUUCAUCACGCUCCCUGCACUUAGGCUGCGUGGGACAAGGGCUGUGUUGUCGCAGCAGGAAUAGGUUUUCCUCUGUUGGCCUCCCUUUCCUCCACCCUGGCCUCAAAUGGAUGCCAGAUGCCAACCCCAGUUCCGGCCACGUGCAGCCAGCGGGUCAGCCCAGAGGCAGCCUCAGCUCCAGGGCUAAGGACUCUCGGCUCCCCUUUUCUCUGCUGGCGUUUGUGCUGUGCCCAGCAGUGGCUGCUGGGGAAGCAGCUGCAGCAGGAGGGAGAUGGUCUUGCCUCUCAGCCUCUCCCUGCCCCACCCCAGCUCCUGCCCUGGAAAUCUGGAGCCCCUUGGAGCUGAGCUGGACGGGGGGGGCCAGCUGCGAGCAUGUGCACUAAACGCAGCCCUUUCCAGGGGAAGAGAGCAGGAUGGAGAAUGGAAGGAAAGCCCCCCAGGCUUCGUGAAUUGCAAGAAGGGACCCUUCCAGGAUGACACUAGGAACAGGGCUAGGGCACUCGCUCAGUCCCUAGGGGCUUGUUUGUUCUUUAUUAUUAUGUUUAAAUCCUUAUAGAGCAAUAUCAGGAUGGUGUUAAUAGGUCUGCCUCAGAAUGAGAAUCAAUCCUUUUAGAAAACCUUUAUACUAAGCCUCCUCUUCGAAAUUCACAGUGGCGAUUAGUGGACUGGAGUCUGGGGACAUCCGUGGCAAAGACACCAGCUCAACUUUAGUGCUUCCCAACUUUAUUUAGAAUGACAUGGGGUGGGUGUCUGGUGUGUGUGUUUUCCCUACGCACCUCCCAUAGCUAUUAACAACUGAGGAAGGCCAGUGUAGAACAUUUUUGGAGAACGAUUUUUUUUUUUUAAAUAAUACAUCAUUCCUAUGGGGGAAAAGCCUUUUUUUUCUUUUUUUUCUUUUUGGCUGAGUUAUUCCCUCCCCCCCCCAAUACCCUCAGUACUGACUACUUCCCUUUCCUUUCUCAGGCCUCCCCCCACCGACUUUUGAGGCCAGGGUUGGCCAGAUUUAGCAAAACCAAAACAGAGUGCUGAGUUAAAUGCAAAUUUCAGGUAAACAAAAGAUAAUUUUCUAGCAUGAAUAUGCCCCACGCAAUAUUUGGAACACUUAUGUGAAAAAUGAUUUGUUUUUCUGAAAUUCACGUUUUUCUCUGAGUCCUGUAACUGUCCCCGAGGGGAUUGAGCAGAAGCUCGGGUAUGAGCCCUGAGGUUGACUGCCAGUUAUUUUUCUGUCCUGGGAACAGCCUGACCCACCUCCCUGUCUCCAUGUAGCCAGUUGGGGGAGGGGGAGACACAGAACCAACCACAGCCAGGGGCGUCCCCAUGGCGACUCUGGCCCGGCCCCUCCUCUCUUGCCUGACUCUCCUCUCUUGCCUGACUCUAGACACUAACUUAGUUCCUGGUUCGGUGCCCUGUUGGUGCUCCUGUUUCCAAUAGCUUAGGUCCCAUGGUGGGAGAGGAACCUCAGGGGCUAUGCAGCCCCCGCCAGCUGCCCUCGAAUCCCAUCCAGGCCAGUUCCAGAUUCUAAACUGAUUUUUUUCAUGAUAUUGUCAAAACAGUGAGGAAACAUUAAAAAAAAGCCCUAAAGCA